Lymnaea stagnalis (great pond snail) is the source of this 8258-nucleotide messenger RNA. The record is from the annotation of a GenBank genome assembly. Lineage: Eukaryota; Metazoa; Mollusca; Gastropoda; Lymnaeidae.
CUUCAGAUUGUCCACCGAGACUUGGCAGCAAGGAAUGUACUGGUGACUGAAGGGUUAAAGAUGAAGAUCUCAGACUUUGGCCUCAGUCGGGAUGUGUACGAGGCAGACACAUACUUAAAAAUGAGCAAAGUGAGUCUAAAUUAAUACAAGGUUGUUGGGGGGGGGGGUGCAGUUGUAAAAGGGAUCAGGAAUCUAAAGAACUACAAACCUGCAUGUUUAGUUUAGAGAUUAUUUUGAUUGAAAUGUUAGUAGAUAACAUAGAGAUUAGAGAUUAUGUUUAUUGAAAUGUUAGUAGAUGAUGUAGAGAUUAGAGAUUAUGUUGAUUGAAAUGUUAGUAGAUAACGUAGAGAUUAGAGAUUAUGGUCAUUGAAAUGUUAGUAGAUGAUGUAGAGAUUAGAGAUUAUGUUUAUGGAAAUGUUGGUAGAUAACGUAGAGAUUAGAGAUUAUGUUUAUGGAAAUGUUGGUAGAUAAGAGAGAUUAGAGAUUACGAUUAUGGAAAUGUUUGUAGAUAACUUAGAGAUUAGAGAUUAUGUUUAUGGAAAUGUUGGUAGAUAACGUAGAGAUUAGAGAUUAUGUUUAUGGAAAUGUUGGUAGAUAAGAGAGGUUAGAGAUUACGAUUAUGGAAAUGUUUGUAGAUAACUUAGAGAUUAGAGAUUAUGUUUAUGGAAAUGUUGGUAGAUAACGUAGAGAUUAGAGAUUAUGUUUAUUGAAAUGUUAGUAGAUAAGAGAUUAGAGGAUGUGUUCAUGGGAUUGUUAGUGGAGACAGUGAAGCGGAAAACGUUAGAUAUGGAGGUACUGGUGUGACGGGAAAGUGGGAUGGAAAGACGCUGAUCACCGUGGUUGGUGGUCUGGGGAUGGGUGGUGUUGCUCUCUCGGUAAGAAUCGAUGAUGAUUUCACCCACAUUUAUUAUUUGAAAGGGACGCAUGCCUGUCAAAUGGAUGGCCCCUGAGUCUCUGUACGCUCAGAUCUACACGAUGAAAAGUGACAUGUAAGUAGCUAUAAGACUUUUGGUCCAAUAUGUAACUCACGUAAGACUUUUGGUCCAAUAUGUAAUUCACUUAAGACUUUUAGUACAAAGUGUAUAUAAAUUAAGACUUUUACUUUAAUAAAUAAAUAACUUCAAACUUUUAGUCGUAAGUGUAAAUAACGGAAGGCACUUGGCUUCAUAUGUAAAUAACUUAAGUCUUUUAAUUUUAUAAUGUAAAUAACUUAAGACUUUUUCUUUAAUGUGUAAAUAAUUUAAGACUUUUAGUUUAAUAUGUAAAUAACUUAAGACUUUUAGUAUAAUAUGUAAAUAACUUAAGGCACUUAGCUUAAUAUGUAAAUAACUUUAUGUUUAUGAGGCAACUGGCAACGAUCUGUUGUUGAUAGCUGCUUGUUUUCAUGUUGCCUGAUGGACAUCGCUGCAUGUCUCUCUGCGCCAGUGAAACACAAUAAGCAUUUUUGAGGUCAAGGAUAAGACAACGCAUAAAAACUAUAUUCCCCUGGAAUCUCAAUAAUCUCCCCUUGAGUUGAACGCGGAGGCCUGUAAAAAAACAAAAAACAAAAACAAAGUAAAAGCUCAGAUCUGUCGGCCACUUAUAUAAUGAUCGUUGCUUGUCGACACGUAAAAUCUGUGUCUAUAAGAUUUCCUGAACCUGAAAGGGAACACAAGAGAUGAUGUGGGUUGUUGGUUUUUUCGUCUCACCGCCAUCAAUCUUAUAGCGUAUCUGGUAGAGGUGAAUUGGGGUUUGCUAUUUGCUAUGUUCAGGCACAAACUUAUAGCAUCGCUAACUUGUUCUGAAGAGUUCACUGGUACACGUGUCUACUGCCCACCUUGACGUGCUGAAAAAAAAUGUGAGGGGGGGGGGGGGUUUGCUUCAACGGACUGGGGGUCUUUUUUUAAAUUUUAUUUUAAAAACUCAGAAUUACUUGACAUUAUGUUUGCUUCAACGGACUGGGGGUCUUUUUUUAAAUUUUAUUUUAAAAACUCAGCAUUACUUGACAUUUCUCUCCGUGGAGUUCAAUGCCUCUUCCUGGCACUCAUUCGUAAACCUCAGGGUGAGAAGUGCUCUAAGACCUCAACGCGAGCAAGCACUCGUGCGCACUUGAGCACCAUUUAUAAAGAGAAAACUCUCUAACCCCAUUUACCCAGAUAUCGAGAUGAAACGAAACGAGCGGCAUCCUAGUGAAAUACUAUUAAAGCUUGCAAACAAAAUUGCAGCAUGCUUGUAAUUUAAUUAGUGUUAAAUUGAUAAGAUUGUCAACCAAAUAGGGCCAGGGUUUGUUUUAAAUCGUGUGGCACUACUUGUGCUACUUGCAUUCAUCUCACUUAUGUUGUGUUUUAAUGCUGCUAAGAUGGUCGUAUGGGAUUGUACUGUGGGAAAUUGUCACUUUAGGUAAGAUUUUGAAUCACUUGUCACAAAUUGUGUAUUUAUAAUUAUAUUACUUUUUUUUUUGUUAAUUAUUAUUUUUUUUAUUAAUUUCUUUUUUGGUAUGGAUUUUUUUGUUUUUCCACUAAUUUGUUGAUGUGAAAAUCUCAUUUUAAACUAGAAAACUAUUUGAUAAUUAAUGUUGACCUAGUUAGUUCGAACUUAACUGUUCUCAAGAAUCGUACAAACCAGUGGUCGGCAAAUCGCGGCUCAUUGACCUGAGUGCGGCUCGGCCAGUCGACCGCAAAUCGGGUUUGAAUCAGAAAAACAUGGUUCUUGUCAGGUCCAUGAAAGAAAUUUGGCUCUCAAAUUUGUUUCGUUUAAUCGUCCUUCUGCUGAUUUUUGACUCUUUUGCCGAAUGAGUUUGCCGACCACUGGUAUACUCUAAUGGAUCAAAAUAUAUCAUUAUUUUAUAAUACAAGAUCAUGUCUAUUGCAUGAUUAACACAGAUAUUUUGAAAGAAAAAACCAGUCUUACUUUGUACACAGGGCCGUGUUAAGAGCUUCUGGGCCCUGAAUAAACAGCAUCUGGGCCCUGAAUAAAGUCAUCCACUGAGCCCCCCCCCCUCUUUUUCCUCUCUAACCCAUUCAAGUAAUGUUAGGAAAAGUAUUUCUUUAGGACCAGUGUGUCAUUGAGAUAAUUUUAUGGGGGAGGAGGGGGGGGCAUUGCAGGUGUUUGGCAAGGUGGCUCACGUGGGGCAUCCUCUAUCAGGGGCAGACUCCUUUGCCCCCCCCCCCACCAUACGGAAACAUUAAAUUCCUUCCAGUUGGGACGCCCCCUGAGUAUCUCCUUUUGUCCCCAGCCUAGUGUCGCCCCUGUAAAUCUAUCAAGUCCAACUCUACUUGCACAGAACUUAAGAAAAAUCAUUUUAGCUUCUAACAUCUGGGGGUGGGGGAGGGUGGGGUCUGGUGCUGGGGUGUGGUCUGGUGCUGGGGGAGGGGGUGGGGGGAGGGGGAUGAAGCAGUAUAAUUUUCCCAGAAGUUAUGUAAUUGAAAUUAAUUUGUUUCAUUCCAACAAUUACUUUCUUCACAUAAAUUACCUAAUUAUUAAUGGACAGAAGCGAUUUUGAUAAAAUAUGUGCAUUUACUUCAACACAUUUCACACAAAACACGCACACACAUACUGCCCAACCCACAAACACACACACACACACACACAUACCGCCCAACCCACAAACACACACACACACAUACCGCCCAACCCACAAACACACACACACACACACACCACCCAACCCACAAACACACAAAAACACACACACACACACACACAUAACACCCAACACACACACACACACACACACACACCCACACACCCACAAACACACACACACACACAUACCGCCCAACCCACAAACACACACACACAUACCGCCCAACCCACAAACACACAUACCGCCCAACCCACAAAGACACACACACAUACCGCCCAACCCACAAACACACACACGUUUUUAAUAGCCACAUUUUUGUUUUAAUUUAAUUUUUCCAAGACUCAAAUAAAUCUCAUCAUCAUAAUCAUCAACUACAGCCCAUGUAGGGCCCUGGCCUGUUCCACCACAUCCUUCCAUUCGGAGCGAUCCAUGGCUUUCCGUCUCCAUGCUCGAACCCCCAACUGGUGUAAAUCUAUCUCCACAUCAUUCAAAUAAAACUACAAAAUUCAAAUUGAAAAUCGAAAAACGUGCUCACACAAACUUAGGAAACCUGGCAACUUCCCACUGCACUUUGAAAGCAAAUUCAAUUGCCUAAAGAUCUUCCAAUAUUCAUUAACAAUGUGGGAUACUUGAUGCCCCUAGAAGCGUGAGGCCCCGGGCAACUGAUGCCCCUAGAAGCGUGAGGCCCCGGGCAACUGAUGCCCCUAGAAGCGUGAGGCCCCGGGCAACUGAUGCCCCUAGAAGCGUGAGGCCCCGGGCAACUGCCCAGCAUGCCCUUGCCUUAAGACGGCUCUGCUUGCACAUGUUUUUGUUACCAUUGAAUCGUGGAAAGUGAGAGAUACUUACUUACUUAUUGUUUUAUAUUCAUAUCCAAAGGGGCGUCACCCUAUCCUGGAAUCCCUCCCGAAAGAUUGUUUCCCCUUUUGAGUACCGGCUACCGUAUGGACAGACCUGAGGAUUGCCCGGAAGAGUUGUAAGUAUCCCCGUGUGCUAGGUCAUCUGUCUGGCUGGAACUUUAUAGAUAUAGAUUUUAGAUGGAUAUACUUUACACUUUAUAUGGAUAUAUUUUAUGUAUAUAUACUUUAUAUAGAUAUACUUAAUGUAGAUAUACUUUAUAUAGAUAUAUUUUAUGUAGAUAUACUUUAUAUGGAUAUAUUUCUUAUAGAUAUACUUCAUAUAGAUAUAUUUUAUCAUAUAUAUAUAUAUAUAUAUAUAUAUAUAUAUAUAUAUUAUAGAGAUAUAUUUUAUGAGGAUAAGGAAAUUUUUUAAAAAAUAAUAAUAAUAAAACUUUAUAAUGAGUAAGGAGGGGGGUAGUAAAANAUUGUGAUAAUGCACCUCUAUUUCAUUGUGAUAAUGCACCUCUAUUUCAUUGUGAUAAUGCACCUCUAUUUCAUUGUGAUAAUGCACCUCUAUUUCAUUGUGAUAAUGCACCUCUAUUUCAUUGUGAUAAUGCACCUCUAUUUCAUUGUGAUAAUGCACCUCUAUUUCAUUGUGAUAAUGCACCUCUAUUUCAUUGUGAUAAUGCACCUCUAUUUCAUUGUGAUAAUGCACCUCUAUUUCAUUGUGAUAAUGCACCUCUAUUUCAUUGUGAUAAUGCACCUCUAUUUCAUUGUGAUAAUGCACCUCUAUUUCAUUGUGAUAAUGCACCUCUAUUUCAUUGUGAUAAUGCACCUCUAUUUCAUUGUGAUAAUGCACCUCUAUUUCAUUGUGAUAAUGCACCUCUAUUUCAUUGUGAUAAUGCACCUCUAUUUCAUUGUGAUAAUGCACCUCUAUUUCAUUGUGAUAAUGCACCUCUAUUUCAUUGUGAUAAUGCACCUCUAUUUCAUUGUGAUAAUGCACCUCUAUUUCAUUGUGAUAAUGCACCUCUAUUUCAUUGUGAUAAUGCACCUCUAUUUCAUUGUGAUAAUGCACCUCUAUUUCAUUGUGAUAAUGCACCUCUAUUUCAUUGUGAUAAUGCACCUCUAUUUCAUUGUGAUAAUGCACCUCUAUUUCAUUGUGAUAAUGCACCUCUAUUUCAUUGUGAUAAUGCACCUCUAUUUCAUUGUGAUAAUGCACCUCUAUUUCAUUGUGAUAAUGCACCUCUAUUUCAUUGUGAUAAUGCACCUCUAUUUCAUUGUGAUAAUGCACCUCUAUUUCAUUGUGAUAAUGCACCUCUAUUUCAUUGUGAUAAUGCACCUCUAUUUCAUUGUGAUAAUGCACCUCUAUUUCAUUGUGAUAAUGCACCUCUAUUUCAUUGUGAUAAUGCACCUCUAUUUCAUUGUGAUAAUGCACCUCUAUUUCAUUGUGAUAAUGCACCUCUAUUUCAUUGUGAUAAUGCACCUCUAUUUCAUUGUGAUAAUGCACCUCUAUUUCAUUGUGAUAAUGCACCUCUAUUUCAUUGUGAUAAUGCACCUCUAUUUCAUUGUGAUAAUGCACCUCUAUUUCAUUGUGAUAAUGCACCUCUAUUUCAUUGUGAUAAUGCACCUCUAUUUCAUUGUGAUAAUGCACCUCUAUUUCAUUGUGAUAAUGCACCUCUAUUUCAAAGGGUUUUCCCGCUUUUGCUAAUACUUAAUUUAUUAGUGUGCUAAAAAUUGUUUAGUUCUUUGUUGUUUUUUUAACAGUGGAGCCAAAUGCAUAGUCUGAGAAUACCAACUUUUUGGAAGGUUAUCCCCCUUAGUUUCAGACAGACGACGAGAAUAGGUUUUAUUUGAUGAAGAUUCACGAGACAAAAAUAGAUUAUUCCAAUGACCUAUUUAAAUUUUUUGUUUGCCUGAUUGAAAAGGUAUGCCUUGAUGCAGAAGUGUUGGAAGACCGAACCAGAGAACAGGCCGCACUUCUCAAUGCUCAGAGACAUUCUGGAUCACCUGCUGCAGCAGAACACGGUAAUUGAACCAAAAAAACUACCAUCCUGACCAACAUUAACAUAACCCCGCCCCCCUUUUUUUUCCCCCCUCCCACACAUUGCCGCGCGUACGGUAUUUGAAAACUUCCGAAAUAGUUUGAGCAAAUAAUGGGACAAGGUUUGAGGGAGCUUGAAAGCUAAGGACAGGACACUAAAAGAAUAACGUAGUUUCGGCCAUCAAUAGUUUGACUGAGGACAGGACACUCAAAGAAUAACGUAGUUUCGGCUAUCAAUAGUUUGACUGAGGACAGGACACUCAAAGAAUAACGUAGUUUCGGCUAUCAAUAGUUUGACUGAGGACAGGACACUCAAAGAAUAACGUAGUUUCGGUUAUCAAUAGUUUGACUGAGGACAGGUCACUAAAAGAAUAACGUAGUUUCGGCUAUCAAUAGUUUGACUGAGGACAGGACACUCAAAGAAUAACGUAGUUACGGCUAUCAAUAGUUUGACUGAGGACCGGACACUCAAAGAAUAACGUAGUUUCGGCUAUCAAUAGUUUGACUGAGGACAGGACACUCAAAGAAUAACGUAGUUUCGGCUAUCAAUAGUUUGACUGAGGACCGGACACUCAAAGAAUAACGUAGUUUUGGCUAUCAAUAGUUUGACUGAGGACAGGACACUCAAAGAAUAACGUAAUUUCGGCUAUCAAUAGUUUGACUGAGGACAGGACACUCAAAGAAUAACGUAGUUUCGGCUAUCAAUUGUUUGACUGAGGACAGGACACUCAAAGAAUAACGUAGUUUCGGCUAUCAAUAGUUUGACUGAGGACAGGACACUAAAAGAAUAAGGUAGUUACGGCUAUCGAUAGUUUGACUGAGCAUCUUCCAUCCAAGUUUAUGGUUUGGUCGGGAUAUAGAGCUAUUCCAGAACAUGUCCCUCAUUUUUCAAAACAAAAUGAACUUUAACUGAUAAAUCUUUUACCUUUAGGCUAGUCUUUCUAUUGGCGAUUUCUGUUGAUCAGUUUUUACAGAAACGCUGCUAUGAAAGUUUGGUCGAAUUGCUGAAAGAAAAAAACAACAAAAAAUUAUUGCAACUAUUAUUAUUGUUACUAAAGCCUGAAUCUGAGUCCAGUUAAACAAAAUUACUUUUUUUUACUAGCGUAGACUACGGACAUUAGAUUGAUUGUUCUUGUGAUUUAUCUCCCCUCAGGAGUACCUUGAGCUGUCCAAUGACAACUAUUUUUCUUCUAAUUCUGCCUGUGGUAAGUCAAACAGUUCAGCCAUUGCUGAAGAAGAUGCACACUUAAAUAAUGACCAUGUGGCUCUUUGAGGCUUUUCCUACUAUGGCAUGCCAAACAAAGCCUGAUCAAAAGUUGACAUUCUUUUUUCUUUGGAAUGCAUGGCUGUGACACUUAGAAAUUUUUAAAGUUAAUUUAUGAGCUGACCUUUGAACCCAAGUUGUCAUCAAAAUCAUCUCUCACGGUAAUUGUAUGUAUUUUUGUGUCUAUCCUUUCCUCAGACAGCGAUGACAGACGUCGCAACAUCACGCCUCACUAUGGUAAUGUCUGCUGUGUGAACCAGUGUCCGCCGGAUGCAUAUGUCACCACGCACUGGCCCGGAGAAGAGCUCGGUGAUGGGGAGUGCCCGGAAAUGUCCAAACUUCUGGUCCAAAGCGAAACGGAGCUGGGAGCCGAGGACAGCCUGAAAAAUAAACAUUGUAAAGAUGGCCACAAACGAACAGGCCGUCUGCUGGUCCACGAAAACCUAACUUAUGUUUAGCAGAGGACACAACUCUUGCAGAUGGUAGUGUGACAGUUAUUUCUCUCGGCUAAAGACAGAUGAUGUUGUCCUUGGACCCCAACUGAUCCUCCCC